Charadrius vociferus (killdeer) is the source of this 879-nucleotide messenger RNA. It is a transcript of the gene TMPRSS12, whose product is annotated as transmembrane (C-terminal) protease, serine 12. The transcript has 5 exons. Gene Ontology annotation, molecular function: serine-type endopeptidase activity. Gene Ontology annotation, biological process: proteolysis. Bases 1 to 879 code for a protein of 292 amino acids. Lineage: Eukaryota; Metazoa; Chordata; Aves; Charadriiformes; Charadriidae. The record is from RefSeq and is a predicted model, not a curated record.
AUGGGGACCCAACCAGAGACACUCUUGGGGACAUGGGGACCCCUCCAUGGUCAUAGGGACUUCCCCAGGGACACUCUUGGGGAAAAAGCACUGGCGACUGCAAAGGCACGUUAUGACAUUUUGCCAGUGGUUACACACAAAGUUGUACUGCCCAGUUUAUCCAGAGUACGUAACAGGCUGGCAGCUCCUCCUCUGCCAGAGCUGGGACACUGUUUGGGACGCACGGACCCAUAUUCCUGGAGAGCUGUUUUGGGGGUGCAUAACCUUUGGAAACAUGGCAAACACACAGCAAAAAGAAAGAUCAGAAGCAUCACUGUGCACCCCAAAUUCAAGAGAGAAACGUUUGAAAAUGAUAUUGCAUUGUUUGAACUUGGUUCCGCAGUCCGCUACAGUGACUACAUCCAGCCCAUCUGCCUACCUCCCGCAGAGCUUCCCCCUCACCACCUCGAGAACGAAACGGAAUGCUUCAUCAGUGGCUGGGGACGCACCGCAGAACAAGGUAAAAUCUCAGCUGUGUUAAGAGAAGCUCAAGUGGAAAUCAUUCCUUCCAGUAUGUGUAACAGCUCGAGCGCAUAUGGAGGUCUGGUGAGCCAGAACAUGAUUUGUGCUGGCUCUUGGUCCGGAGGCAUCGAUACCUGCCAGGGAGACAGCGGUGGCCCUUUAGCGUGCUAUCACUCUGGUACCAACAAAUACUAUCUCGUAGGGAUUUCUAGCUUCGGACUUGGCUGUGGCCGACCAGCAUUUCCUGGGAUCUACGUCCGUUUGUCGCAAUACAGAACGUGGAUAACCUCCGAACUUCUGCUAAGCAGCAAGGCCCAGAGUCCCGUGAGCAUUACACUUACUGUCUCUCUGACGGUGAUGCGUAUGGUACUUGCGUAG